Molecule: messenger RNA, 1710 nt
Organism: Talaromyces amestolkiae
Lineage: Eukaryota; Fungi; Ascomycota; Eurotiomycetes; Eurotiales; Trichocomaceae
Exons: 5
Coding region: 1-1710 (569 amino acids)
Biological process (GO): transmembrane transport; carbohydrate transport
Cellular component (GO): membrane
Molecular function (GO): carbohydrate:proton symporter activity
Source: RefSeq, a predicted model, not a curated record
AUGCCGCUUGCUAUUGCUUCACAGACCGACGAUGUCGCUCUCAAGCGACGUAUGGCGCUGGCCGGCUCGUCUGGGCCAAUGGCUGCGUUCCACAACUUGCGUGUCGUCGGAAUCGCCAUGUUUGCCUGUCUAGGUGGAUUGUUGUAUGGUUACAAUCAAGGUGUUUUUAGCGGUGUCUUGACCAUGACGGCAUUCGGUGAACAUAUGGGCGAUUACACAACGAAUUCCACGAAGAAGGGUUGGCUGACCUCGAUCUUGGAAUUGGGUGCUUGGUUCGGAACUCUCUAUUCAGGUUUUCUGGCCGAGGUGCUUAGUCGUAAAUAUGCGAUUUUGAUCAAUACUGCUAUUUUCAUUCUGGGUGUUGUUAUUCAAUGCACAGCCGUGACAUCGUCGGGUCCCAAUUCGAUUCUGGCUGGUCGAUUCAUUACUGGUAUGGGUGUUGGUUCGUUGUCCAUGAUUGUGCCUAUGUACAACGCCGAAUGUGCUCCUCCCGAAAUCCGUGGUUUACUAGUCAGUCUUCAGCAAUUUUCCAUCGAAUUCGGAAUCUUAAUUUCUUUCUGGAUCGACUACGGCACAAACUAUAUUGGUGGUACAGGUCAAGGACAAAGCGAUGCAGCCUGGCUAGUCCCUCUUUGCCUGCAGCUUGUUCCUGCCGUUGUUCUCUUCGCUGGUAUGAUUUUCAUGCCCUUCUCUCCUCGAUGGCUUGUGCAUCACGGCCGUGAAGAGGAAGCUCGUCGUGUUAUUGCCAUGCUUCACGGCGGAAGCGGCGAAUCAGCCGCCAUGGAUGAAGUUAUCGAGCUCGAAUUCCUAGAGAUCAAGGCUCAGUCAAUGUUUGAGAAGCGUUCUACCGCAGAAAAGUUCCCUCAUUUGCAGGAACUGACUGCGUGGAAUACCUUCAAGCUCCAGUUUGUCGCUAUCGGCUCUUUGUUCAAGACCAUGCCUAUGUUCCGUCGUGUCAUCGUCGCCACGGUUACUAUGUUCUUCCAGCAAUGGACUGGUAUUAACGCUGUGUUGUACUACGCACCAAGUAUCUUUGGUGCGUUGGGACUGUCUAACAACACGACUUCCUUGCUGGCCACUGGUGUUGUCGGUAUCGUCAUGUUCUUAACCACUAUCCCGAUGAUGGUUUACGUCGACCGAAUCGGUCGCAAACCUGUCCUCAUUGCCGGCGCUGUUGCAAUGGGCGUUAACCAUCUCAUCAUCGCCAUCAUCUUCGCAAAGAAUCAAGACCAAUGGCCAACACACCACGCCGCUGGUUGGGCUGCCAUUGUCAUGGUCUGGCUCUUCGCCGCAAAUUUCGGUUGGUCUUGGGGUCCAUGUGCAUGGAUCAUUGUCGCCGAGGUCUGGCCACUAAGUGCUCGCCCUUACGGAAUCGCCCUUGGCGCCAGUUCCAACUGGAUGAAUAACUUCAUUGUCGGUCAAGUGACACCGGAUAUGAUCACACAUAUGAGAUAUGGUACAUUCCUCUUCUUCGGGUUGCUGACGCUCUUGGGUGCCGUGUUUGUAUGGAUCUUCGUGCCGGAAACCAAACAGCUCACACUCGAGGAGAUGGAUGUCAUCUUCGGUAGUCAAGGUGUGGCAGCGUCGGAUAAGGAAAGAAUGGACCAGAUUCACCUGGAAUUGGGGUUGGUGGACAGAGCGGCUAAUGAGGAUUUGCACACCACAGAGGUCAAGGAGGAGGUCAAGGAGAGUGAACUCAAAGCUGAAUAA